ACCACUGGAUAUCCGUUCGAAUUCAGCCACCCGAGGCAGGAUGGAGGAAGCACAACUGUUAAAGGAGCGCCUUCAAGCCAUUACGAACAAGAGAAAAAUCCAAGUGGAAAUCGCCAAGAAACGGCUUGAGAUUGAUAGGGAGAAACUGAAGCUUCAACAUGUCAAAAAAAGAUCCAUGAGAGAUCUGUGGCUCAUGGAUGGGAUGAACAAUAAUGAUACACAGGAAACACAUAAAGCUCUUGAAGAUGUACAACAAACCAAACUCCUCAAGAGCAACAUACAUCGGAUAGAGAAAGAUAUUGAAGCAUUGGAGAGAGAAGAAAUGAAUAUAUCAACAAAUGAGGGCUUGAUUCUAAAGAGACUCAAAGCCAUUGAAAAGUCUCCAGAGGAAAUUAUAAAGGCAGUGAAUGCAGAUUUCAUAUCAGAAACAAUCCAUAUUCAUUCAACAAUUCCAAAUAUGCUAAAGCCCAACUCAACUUUAUUGAAUCAGAGGAAAAAACAAGAACUGGAAACGGAAGCAACAAAUGACCAAGUCAAACCUGCUUUGUUUGCCAUGGAAAUUAACGUUCAGAAGGACUUGCGCACGGGCGAGAGCCAAGUCAUCUCCACCUCCACAAUUUCUCCCCAAGAGCUUCAGCAGAGGGGCAUCAAGGUCUACGAUGAUGGCCGGAAAUCCGUCUAUGCCCUACGCACAGACGGCCGCCAGCCUGGUGCUAAUGGAGUGGAUGAACUCAGUCCCAUAGAGGUCGAGGAGCUUCUGCGACAGGCUUCUGAGAAAAAGAAGAGGUCCAGUCUGGUGCAAGCAGACACUUCAUAUCCCUACAACCCUUCCCACGGCAUACAAUCAGCCCCCAGCAAGCCCCAUAGAAACAAAUCCAAUGGAUACCAGGAUACCUACAAUGUAGACAUGUCUGCAUGGCCUGAACUAGUGUACAGUGAUAGUGUACAUUAUCCAGAGGAUGUGGGUCAUAGAGUUCCUCUCCUGCCCAUGCCAAAUUACAAUGAAAGACCAGAGGAGUACUAUAACAACAGCAAAGGAAAUAGCUACGGCCACAAUUUAUAUAGAGGAGAUGAGCUUAGACAAUGUUACAAUCCAAGAGAGAAGCAUAGAGGAGACCUGCACAUGGAUUCUGACAUCAGAAACCACAGGCCACGCUCAGCAUACUCUGAGGACGCCAAACUUGGUGCCCUGAAUGCCAUGCCAUCGGACGAGCCCGUCACCAUGAUCUUCAUGGGCUACCAGAAUGCCGAGGAGGACAACCAAAGCUAUGAGGGCUCUGUUCGGGCAGAGCUGGUGAUGAUUGGAGAUGGUGAGGAUGACACCAGCAAAAGCUUUCACCCUCAUCUGAACUCCAAUGUCAACAAUGCCAUAGGCCAGGGGACCAGAUGGAAGGGCAAGGGAGAUGGCAUGGAGAACCCGUCAACUACAGAAUUACAGAUACAGAUGGAGAAAUUGGCCCAAACCGCAUAGUGUCCAAUGCAAGCAACACUCUGAGACAAUCACACACCAUUGUGCAAAGCAGGCUGUGAGACGGGAAACUUAAAUUGGCAUUUCGGCAGAGUCUUCUGAAAGUGAAACAAGGAUGUACACACACAAUUGCAUAUCUAAAUGUUAAUGUAAGCAUAGAAUGAAAUAUACAUGUUUGCAGUUUUACGAUGAAUCAAAGCAGUACAAAAAGAAAUGAAAUAAGAUAUUUAAUAAAAAAAAGUUGUCAUGUGUAUAUUUAGGGUGAUCCAUAUGCCUGUGAAAUAUAGUUGCCUUAUAAAUUAUUUGGACAUUCUUGCCACACUUAAAAAUUAAUAAAUGUCAUUGCAUUAGAUAACAAAAUAUCAAAUUAAGUGGUAAUAUUAUAAUGAAAGGUAGCACAAACACACUUCUCAGGUACAAUAUUUCACGAAAAGAGGUUUGAGAUUUAAAAACUUCAAAUAUAACAUUAGAUAUACUGUUGAACACCUUCUGGUUGUCAAACUUAGUGGAAAAUGUCCUUAGUUAAUGUGAUGAACUGGUUACUUACUCUGCUAGGAUACCUGUGGGAUACCUUCAUACAUCCACUAAAAAUCAAUUAAUAGUAAUUAAAAGUAAUUGUAGAAAUGGCUAAGAAAAUAGAAGUUCUAAGAACAGGUUUUGCAUUAUUUGUGUGCGUAUCAGUCACUUGGCUUGAUAUUUUGUUAUCUAAUUCUAUGCAAUUCAUAUUUAAGCGUCCAAAUACUUUUGGGGGUCACAUAACAUUUCAUGCUACUAAUUUCGUUAGUUUACAUCAUUUGAGCACAAUUUCAAUAGUGCAUGAAAGAAAUUAAUCACACAAACACACAUCUGCUAUAUAAGCUAUAAGACUUCUGUUUGAUAGGAAAUGCCAUAAAAGCAGAGAUCAAUAAAGACUGAUUAUAAUUUUGGAAAGCUUUACAUGAGAAUGCAAACUAAGGGACUGAACCAUUAGAAGGAAAAGACCCAGAAUGACAAUCUUAUCUCAUGACACUUCUGUGUAUACUGUAUGGCUUUGGCAGCUGUUGUAGACAGCUAUUGUCUAUACUAAUUGAGAAAGUGUCUGUCUUUCUUGUCCUGAUGUGUUCUUUCCAUGUCCUUUUUUAUAUCAGAUUCCCAUGUCAGUGUCCUCUUUGUCAGCCCUUAUUCUCUAUAAAUGUGUAUGCUUUUUUCAGUUUAUUUAGGUAAUAUAUGUUUCCUUUAUUUAAACAAUUAACCAAAUGUUAGACAAUUAAAUAUUUGUUGUUUUUGGUCACUUUGCAAUUUUGGAAAAUUGAUGGA
Molecule: messenger RNA, 2764 nt
Organism: Xyrauchen texanus (razorback sucker)
Lineage: Eukaryota; Metazoa; Chordata; Actinopteri; Cypriniformes; Catostomidae
Gene: palmda
Product: palmdelphin a
Exons: 9
Coding region: 41-1471 (476 amino acids)
Biological process (GO): regulation of cell shape
Cellular component (GO): cytoplasm; membrane
Source: RefSeq, a predicted model, not a curated record